Molecule: messenger RNA, 1359 nt
Organism: Oncorhynchus nerka (sockeye salmon)
Lineage: Eukaryota; Metazoa; Chordata; Actinopteri; Salmoniformes; Salmonidae
Product: U4/U6 small nuclear ribonucleoprotein Prp31-like
Exons: 8
Coding region: 46-1077 (343 amino acids)
Biological process (GO): mRNA splicing, via spliceosome; spliceosomal tri-snRNP complex assembly
Cellular component (GO): precatalytic spliceosome; U4/U6 x U5 tri-snRNP complex; U4 snRNP
Source: RefSeq, a predicted model, not a curated record
GGGUAAGAGCAGGGACACGUCACAGCCUCCACCACACAGGGGACGAUGCUGGGUGAGGAUGAACUGAAGAGGUUGGAGGAGGCCUGUGACAUGGCGCUAGAGCUGAACCAAUCAAAACACAGGAUCUAUGAAUAUGUGGAGUCCAGGAUGUCGUUCAUUGCUCCUAAUCUGUCAGUCAUCGUUGGAGCCUCGACCGCAGCCAAGAUCAUGGGUAUUGCUGGGGGCCUGACCAACCUGUCUAAGAUGCCAGCCUGUAACCUGAUGCUACUGGGAACCCAGAAGAGGACCCUGUCAGGGUUCAGCAGCACCGCUGUGCUCCCACACACUGGCUACAUCUACCACUGUGAUGUGGUCCAGACUCUACCCCCGGACCUGAGGAGAAAGGCAGCACGCCUGGUUUCAGCGAAGUGCACCCUGGCAUCCCGAGUGGACAGCUUCCACGAGAGUGCAGACGGCAAGGUGGGCUAUGACCUGAAAGAGGAGAUUGAGAAGAAGUUUGAUAAAUGGCAGGAGCCUCCACCAGUGAAGACUGUCAAACCCCUGCCAGCACCGUUGGACGGACAGAGGAAGAAGAGAGGAGGGCGGAGGUAUCGUAAGAUGAAGGAGCGUCUGGGUCUGACAGAGAUCAGGAAACACGCCAACAGGAUGACCUUCGCAGAGAUUGAGGAUGAUGCGUACCAGGAGGACCUGGGUUUCAGUCUGGGCCAGCUGGGGAAGUCGGGCAGUGGACGCGUCAGACAGGCUCAGGUCAACGAGGCCACCAAGGCCAGGAUAUCCAAGUCCCUACAGAGGAAGCUGCAGAAGCAGAACAUGACGUACGGCGGCAGGUCCACAGUUGGCGGCAGGUCCACAGUUGGCAGCAGGUCCACAGUCGGCGGCAGGUCCACAGUUGGCGGGAGGUCCUCGGUCAGAGACAACUCCUCAGGAACAAGUUCCAGCGUAGCCUUCACUCCACUACAGGGACUGGAGAUCGUGAACCCGCAUGCAGCAGAGAAGAAGGUGGCUGAGGCCAACCAGAAAUACUUCUCCAACAUGGCAGAGUUCCUCAAGGUCAAGAAGGAGGGAGAGGGAAAGUGAGGAGUACACAUAGGAUUUAUCAUACACAUCCACACAUAUACAUACACACAGGAGAGACUGAUAUACAGACAUAGCAACUUGUAUUUCAAAAUGAAUGCAGAUGGAGUGAAAUGCAUUCACACUGUCUGAUUGAUCAGGCGUCAUUGCAUAACCAUGGGGAGAAGAUCGACCAUAACAGUGAAGAACAUAUAUUUAGAUUGUAUAUUUGUUUUAGAGCAUGUUGUGCUUUUUGAAAAACGUUUUGACUCCAUUUUGUUCCAUUUUAAUAAAAUUAAACUAAUA